UGUGUAUAUUAAUAUAUCGUUGUCAUAUAAUGAAGUGUUUUUCCAGCUAAUUAACCCAAGACAAAGUUUCUGACUAAGACUCAGCAAUCGGUUUGGAUUAUGAUUAAGACUGUAUCUACUAUUAGAAUUAAUAUAACUAUAAAUGUUGCUCAUUUUUUCCAUACAUUUUGAGUUGACUUUUGUUCACUAAUCAUCAUUAACAACCUUGCUUUGAUAAUUUGCUUGAUUCCUCUCUCUCUCUUUCCACUCCAUUGUCAACUUGGUGAUUGUAUGUUGAACGGUAACAACUGUUUUAUAACUUGUUAUGUCAAUUGGAUGAGUCUACUGUCAACAAAGUAAAACCCAAACCAAUUUAACCAGGAAAGGCGAGUACAAAUCUGCUAAUCUUUUGCUUGUGCAACUUGAUUUUGUUUGGCUGUCCAUCUACACUUGAUUUGAACGGAUCCAUUGUCAAUCUGUCCAUCAUCUAUUCUGUUCAUCUUAAUUUUUUUGCCAACGUUUGAUAGGAUUUGUGCUUGUAUGUGUAAGUGUAUUGGCGUUGCAGCUUACAAAGUGUCUACCUUACAUGGUAACCCUGAAAAAAGAAGAAAGAGAAAAAGAAGAGAGGAAGCUAGAGAGAGGGAGAAACAGAAAAUACCUCUACAUUCAAUUUUUCCUUAUAAUUCGUUCCUUCUUUUGGCUCCUUCUACUUCUUGAUUGUUGGUCGAUUGCCUGUGUGAGUGUUAAGUGUGUAAAUGAGUGAGCGAUCAGGAGAGUUUGAGAGAGAAGACAUCUCAUCACACGCAAAACUAACCAUUCAACAUAAGCACACAAGCACCGAUAGUACCAACCUCAUCAUUGUUUCAAAUGCAAGUGUAUACAUCUAAAUGGUGAAAAAAUAAUAAAAAGGCAAAAGUGUCAAAAGUUUGUUAAAAGUCUAUGAAAUCUGCAACAAAAGACGCGUCAACAGAUAAAGAUACAAAGCCAACAUACCAGUCUUGAUAAAGAUAAAGUUGUCAUUGAAACGUGUGUCGCUCGAACUUGGUUAAUUUAAAUAACUAGUUCUUUUAAACGUAUCGCUGUUAACAUCUUGAUCCACUUUGCAUAUCUUAUUGAGGUGAAGUUUGUUUGUAUCCUUUUAAUUCAAAUGAGCCGGAUUAACAGUGUCCAUUGUGAUUGUUUCAUCUUGAUUCGUUGUGCUACUACUUAAACACGAUCAUUUAUGCUUCCAAGAUUACUCUAUUGCUAUUGUAAUCAUCGUUGUUCUUUUUCAAGUACAUAUAACAUUAAUCAAAAUCUUGUGAUUUUAAUCUAAUAUAACGGGGAUAAAGUCAAUAUCAAUCUAAAUCUUUACUGCUUCAUGUGAGUGAGUUGAAGCAAAAACUUGUCCCCUGUACCUCAUAGAAUCACAUCGAAUUUGAUUCUUUGUUAAUUCAUUUUCGAUUGAUUCUUGGCUUCUUUUUUUAAAUACCAACCAUAACGAAUGUCGUACGAAGAGAAGAAAGUUUUCUGUACCAAUGAUCCCAAUUCAGGAGGUCUUAUUUUGGGCCAACAGAAUUGUUUACCAACUUCUGUACUUACAUCGGGUAUAUCUGCAACUCCAGUAAAUGAUACUGGAAAUGGACCAAACGACCAGUAUUCACCAUACGAUAAUCCAGAGGGAUUGAUCAAUCUAAUUAAUACAGAGCUUUCGCCAGUUCCUGUUUCUUUAUCGUCAAAUAACGCAGCUCUUGGACCACCACAUCAACAGCAACAAACACAAACAAUUGUAAAUUCAUCAUCGCGAAUCUGUGAUCAAUUGAUACUCUCUAUGGAGUGCUCAUCAAAUCCUACCGUAUCAUCCAUGACAAGAAUUCAUUCCGGUCAUUCUCAACAAGUUCAACAUCACCAGCAUCAACACCAACAUCAACAUCAACAUCAGCACCAACACCACCAGCAACAAAUUCAUCCACACCAUCAUCAUUUGUCACCACCAUCAUCAGGUCAACACCAAUCAUCAUCGCCAUUGCAAUCAUCUAGUAGUCUAGGGUCACCAGUAGCUGCGUCUUUCCUUUAUCGACUAAACGAUCAUACCAAAAAAAGUAAAAUUGAAAUUCAACUUGAAAAUGGAUCAACAGGUAUAUCAUUGGGUCCCAUGGAAACUGAUGAUAAUUCAAGGCCGUAUUUAAGGAUUGUAGAAGAGCCAACAAAUCGGAUAAGAUACCGGUAUAAAAGUGAAAAGGGAUCUCAUGGCGGUUUAACGGGAGAAAACAGUUCACAAAAUAAGAAAACGUAUCCAACUGUCAAGCUAGAGAAUUACAGGUCUUCCAAUCAAGUACACAUUAAAGCAAGUCUUUAUACCAAUGAUUCAGCACCAAAACUCCAUGUACACAAGCUGAUGGGUAAACAUUGCAAUGAAAAUGGCUUUUGUAUUCUUCCGAUUGGAGAAAACAAUCAAGCAGUAUUUCAAAAUUUAGGAAUAUUAUUUGUUGGUAAAAAAGAGGUUCCAGAGAUUCUGUACCAACGUAAACUGGAAGAGCAUAAAUUAAUUUGUGCCCUCAAUGAUAGAUCACAAUUAGCCGAGGCUGAUAGGGAAAGGCUAAGAGAAGAGGCUGAUCGAGAAGCCAAACGAAUAAACUUGAACUGUGUUAAAAUAUGUUUCCAAGCGUUCGAUCAGAAUCAAGGAAUGAACUUUCCGAUUUGUGAUGCUGUAUUUUCACGACCUAUUGCUAAUCAAAAGUCUCCCGACUCUGGUGAAUUGAAGAUCGUUCGAAUGGACAAAUAUUCAGGUGUUUGUACAGGCAAUGAGGAAGUAUUUCUGCUUUGUGAAAAAGUAAACAAAAAAGAGAUUAAAAUACGUUUUUUUGAGACUGAUAUGGAAGGUAAUCAGACUUGGGAAGCUUUUGCCUCUUUUACGGAAGCUGAUGUCCAUCAUCAAGUUGCCAUUGUCUUUCGAACACCUCCUUACCAUAAUAUGAACAUUGACAGAUCGGUUCAGGUCUAUGCACAGCUUUACCGUCCAAAGGACGGUGAGUACAGUGAACCUCGACCUUUCACAUACAAGCCCAAACCUGUGGACCAAGAAGGUGUGGAAAGGAAGAGAAAGAAAAUGUCGACUCAUUUUAAUUCAGCAUUUCCCAUGUUAGGAGGCACACUUGGAUCGAUUGGAUCAGGAGGUUUAGGUUCAGCUUCAUCACCAGUAGGAACUGGAAAUGUUGUCGGAAAUAAUGGCGAUGGAAAUGGCGAUAGAAAUAUUAAUGAUAGAAGAGCCAGUAAUGAUGGAGUUAACACUAUUGGAAAUGGUGGAGACGGGAUUAAUGGCCCUGGAAGUAAUGGAGGACGUGUUGGAAGAGGUGGGGUUGGUGAUGGCAGUGAUGGUAGUGAUCAAUAUGGUGGAUUCACAGGUAAUGGUCGUUAUUUUAUCUCACAACCAAUGUCAGCCCAAGGACCAAAUAGUGCCUCAACUGAAUCUACUGAUGUCAACUAUUAUGGCCCUAACUAGCUAAAGAAACUUAAGAUAUCUAGUUAACAACUUUAAGAGCAUGGUAAUUGGUCAUAUUAUGCUUUAUUUAUCAGGAUUAUCAUAUCAUCAAAAAAUAUGAAUUCAUUCAUCAACUUUAGGAUUGCCUGUUCCUAUCUCUACUGACAAUUUGGUGUCAUGUAAACAACGUUAAUAUCACCAAAAAUGUGUUAUUAUGAUUAAUACAUCUAAAUCACCAAGUUGAAUUUUUCUUUUUUAUCUUUUUCUUAGAUUGAUACUCUCCAUUGUGAUCAAAUGACUUGAGAUUCUCAGAUACAUUCACCAACAAGUCUACAAUGAUGGUUUAGAGGAAAAGGAAAAGCGUAUACACCUGGAUUCUCAUGAUCAUUACACUUUUUAUUGGAUUAGCUUGUGCAAACAAACCUAAAUGCACAAAGUGCAUAAAGUUGUUUUGUGAUUCGCUUCAUCCUCAAAAGAGCUGAUUUAUAAUGUUUAUUCUAGUCACAUGCAUUAUCUUAAUGAGUAAUAACCUGACGUACCAAUUGUCAAGCAUUUCAAAAACAUCCGAAUUUGAAAGUAUUGGUUGCGGUUAUUGUUUAUAAUCGGCUUCAACUUGUUUAUAACUACAAUGAUCUCUUGCAGUGGAAGGCUUUUCUUUGGUUAGACUGUUCAAAUUUCCAAUUGCAUCGACGUGUUCCUAAUUGAUUACAAUGGAUUUUCUUGCAUCUAAAUUACUCUUGGAAACGCGUCCAGUUCCAUCGUAAACCAAUAUUAUGAGAUUAUUUUAGAUUUAUAUUAUCCUGUUAAAAAUGUAAAAAUCCUGUUAUGUGAUGGUUAAAGUAUUAAUGUAAUCAUAAAUUUUAACAGCUGUAAAUCGUUUUUCAGUCAUGAUGAUCAGACUUGAUGAUUGAAUUGAGCAACUUUUUGUAAUCAAGGGGGAUUCAAUCCAUAAGUACAAUCAACUCAACCUAGGAAGUGAAAACAUCGUUCAUUGAUUUCAAAAAUAUUUUUAAAUUCACUUUUUUAAACUCAAAUAAACUCUAAAAUUCUCGACUAUCAACGAUGUAUCAUUUUAUGAAAUAAAA
Molecule: messenger RNA, 4524 nt
Organism: Tetranychus urticae (two-spotted spider mite)
Lineage: Eukaryota; Metazoa; Arthropoda; Arachnida; Trombidiformes; Tetranychidae
Source: RefSeq, a predicted model, not a curated record